Messenger RNA from Nelumbo nucifera (sacred lotus), 2761 nucleotides. RefSeq lists its product as uncharacterized. NCBI's taxonomy places the organism in Eukaryota, Viridiplantae, Streptophyta, Magnoliopsida, Proteales, Nelumbonaceae. Gene Ontology annotation, molecular function: protein binding. The record is from RefSeq and is a predicted model, not a curated record.
AGAAAAAUUUUACCCCUGUUUGUAGAGGGGGAGAGGGAAGGUGAGAGAAGGUGAGGCCACAGCCGGAAAUGGGUAAGGUAGUGGAGAAGAAGAAGAAGAAGAAAGGACGACCCUCUCUUUUAGAUCUCCAAAAGCGAAGUCUCAGACAACAACAAGAACAACAGCAGCAACAACAACAGAAACGAAAUCCUAAUUCUAAUCCCUAUUCUAAUCACGUUAGAAACCCUAUCGUACCUAACCCUAACCCUAACCCCAACCCCAACCGCCGAUUCACUCGCCGGAACCCUUGCCCCGACGGGACCGCCGUGUCAUCUGAGAGAAACGAAGGUGGAGACGCCGACGUUGACGAAGAUGAUGACGAUGAACCGAACGGGCGCCGCAGAGAGAAGAAGCUCAAGUUCGUUCUCCGUCUGCCCGCACAUCAGCAGCAGCAUAAUUCGUCUUUGAAUUCUGGUUCCUAUGGGUCUGAUUCGAACGCCGAGGAUGAUAAUGGCGAGACACCUCAUAAGAGGCGGAAGAUCAAUGCUGUGUUCGAUGGAUCUGGUCACAGUGAUGCCGAAAAGGGAGCAAAGUCGAAUUUUUCCUCGAAAGGGACGGGCAGUCUUCCAGGGACGCAGUUGGAGACUGGACCCACAACGCCUUUACCGGACAAAAAGUUGCUGGUGUUCAUCCUCGAUAGGCUUCAAAAAAAGGACACGUACGGCGUAUUCUCUGAACCAGUGGAUCCAGAAGAGCUUCCGGACUACCAUGAAGUUAUAGAGCAUCCCAUGGAUUUUGGAACUGUGAGGAAGAAACUGGAUGGAGGGGCUUAUUCUAACUUGGAGCAAUUUGAGAAAGAUGUCUUCUUGAUUUGUUCAAAUGCAAUGACAUAUAAUGCAUCGGAUACCAUUUACUUCCGACAGGCACGGUCCAUACAAGAAUUGGCAAAGAAGAACUUUGAAAAUUUAAGGCAAGAUAGUGAUGAUAAUGAACCAGAACCCAAAAUAGUAAGGAGGGGUAGGCCACCAACCAAAAAUCUUAAAAAGCCACAAGGCAGACCUUCCCUUGAGCGUGCUGGUUCUGAGUUCUCAGGUGCAACUCUUGCUAGUGGAGGAGAUGGUGCAAUGUGGUCCCACUCUUAUGAUAUCAAAAGAGGACCUCCUUUGGACGGGUCUGGCCCUACUGAUACAUCAGCAAGGGCUAUCCAGGGGUCUGGCAGUGGCGAAGCAUAUACUAGUUGGUUGGCUGACCAUAAAACUGAGAGGAAUGAUGAAUUUUCAGGGUUGAAAGGUAUGUCAAUGAAGUGUGGAAAGAAACAGUUUAUACUGGAUGAAAAUAGGCGUAACACUUAUUUACAAUCACAUAUAUUAGUUGGUGGACGUGAGCCUUCAGUAUUUACUACCUUUGAUGGAGAGAAGAAACUGCUAAUGGCUGUGGGUCUCCACUCGGAACAUGGUUAUACAAGGAGUUUGGCUCGAUUUGCCGCAAAUCUUGGGCCCAUUGCAUGGAGAGUUGCCUCAAAGAAGAUAUCAAGGACGUUGCCUGCUGGGAUGAAGUUUGGUCCUGGUUGGGUGGGGGAAAAUGAUGCCCAACCGCAACAGCUGCAAUUGCAGUCAACAUCUCCACCAGGACAGCUGCCGUCUCAGUCACUUCCUCCGCUCCAGGUUUCGUCAUCUAUGGUGUCACCUCGCUUGAUGGAGUUGAAAGAAGACAGACCACCAGAGAAUCAAGAGCAUUCGAAAAAUUUGCCCUCAAAUGGGCUUUCAAGCAGAUUUCCAGCUAACUCUGCCCUUUCAUCUUCCGAAGCCACAAACAGAUCUGUUGUGCCUACCACGGAGGGUGUGGAAGCUGGUAGAUGUUUAAAACAAGAUAGUGGGCUUACUUUACUGAACAAUGGUGGUAGUGGAGCCAUCAGGCCCAGGCCUCCCUUUCAGAUUCAUCAGGGUCCUAUACUUCAACCUGCAAUGAAUGGUGUUCGGGGUGGAUUUGGAUCUAACCUUGCGGCUCAGAUGGGGAAAGUGGUCAGACCAGCUAGGCCAUCUGGGAGUUUUGGUUCAGAAACGUCAAUGCCCUCUCGUUCACCUCCUGACAUGGUUUCCAGGACUACUAAUAUUAAUAAUAGUGGUAGUGAUAAUAAUAAUAAAAAUAACAAUAAUAAUAACAAUACUAGUAAUAAUAAUAAUAACAACGUUGUCCAUUCAGCACCCGUAAACCAUCUACAGUCGGAUAAUACAAAGCUGCCUGUGACUGGGAGUUCAAUGAAUCCCAGCAGUAUCAGCAGUAGUGCUUUGGUGGAUUCUGGUGACAAGACACAGGAAGCAGCAACAGCACCUGGAUCUGGGCUCCGACCCAUAACAACUUGGCGGGGACUGUCACUUCAGCAGAAGCCAGAUACAAUUCCUCCCGACUUGAAUGUCAGAUUCCAGUCACCAGGAUCUCCAAACUCCAGCGUCAGGGUUGAGUCGCCACAGCCGGACUUGGCAUUGCAGCUUUGAGGAUGGUUGGAUUGGGUGGUUAUUUAUUAUUUAGCUUGGUAAGAUAUUAUUAUUGCAGCUUUGAGGAGUUGCAGCUCCAAGUUGUUGAAGAGGAGGGAGCAAGGCGCAUGCCCACACUCUAAUUCUAAUUGCACUGUAAAAGAGUUUGAUUCCCUUGCCCGCCGGCAGCCGGGAGGGGCGUCGUUGUACAGAUAAUGUAUCCUAAUUCUGAGGUCCAAAAGGAAACUAAACUUCCAUUUGUAACAUUAAAUCCAUCAUUUAGCAGAAGGAAAUUUUUUUUAUUCCAA